AAUGAGGAGAGGCGUUGCUGGCAGGUGGGGAGUGUUUUUGUUUUGGGUUGAAGUUGAGGCUGAAGAGGGAGAAGAGCAAGCGAAGAGCAGUCGUCCCUGCCGCGGGCGCUGCGGGAGGUGGAGGAGGUCCCGCGGGAGCCGAGAGGUCCCGCCUCCGCGCCAACGGCCCCUGCCCGCCGCUCCUCUGCCUCUUCCGAGUCCCGGAACUCCCGGGCCUGCCCGGGGGCCCUAGUCUUUGCACUCCGCACGCCGCAGCGCCCGGCCCCGGCCGCACCCGCCGGCCCCAUGAGGAGGGACGUGAACGGAGUGACCAAGAGCAGGUUUGAGACCUUGCUUUACACAGAACACUAAAGGAAGUUCUUCAAGUUGAAAGGACCUGGCUCCAGAUGGCAACUUGAAGAAAAGGCACUAUAAAAGUUAAUUGCAGAGAUGUUUUCAAAUAGUGAUGAGGCUGUAAUCAAUAAAAAACUUCCCAAAGAACUCCUAUUACGGAUAUUUUCUUUUCUGGAUGUUGUAACCUUGUGUCGUUGUGCUCAGGUCUCCAGGGCCUGGAAUGUUCUGGCUCUGGAUGGCAGUAACUGGCAGCGAAUUGACCUGUUUGAUUUCCAGAGGGAUAUUGAGGGCCGGGUAGUGGAGAAUAUUUCAAAAAGAUGUGGGGGCUUUUUACGAAAGUUAAGUCUUCGUGGAUGUCUUGGAGUAGGAGACAAUGCAUUAAGGACCUUUGCACAAAACUGCAGGAACAUUGAAGUACUGAAUCUAAAUGGAUGUACAAAGACUACAGAUGCGGGUCUGGCUCUGGGGGAAGCAAACUGCCAUUUUAAGUAGCUCUGUAGAGAGAGGCCCAUGUGGCAAGGAACUGAAGUCUCCGGUCAGCACCAGCUAGACCCUGAAACCUACCAAAAAGCAAAUG
Messenger RNA from Manis javanica (Malayan pangolin), 910 nucleotides. The record is from RefSeq and is a predicted model, not a curated record. NCBI's taxonomy places the organism in Eukaryota, Metazoa, Chordata, Mammalia, Pholidota, Manidae.